UUUCCCCCCCCACCAGAUAUCAUGUUGGUGUGUCUACAUCCUGUCAUCCUUCUUCUCCUCAUCAACUUUCUCGACCUGUCAUCAUCUCAGAAUCCCACUCGACCCCGUUCCCCCAUCUCUGAAAAAAUGUAUGAUUACAGUGAUUACGAAGAAUCUACCGCUGAGCCUCCCAGCUCGUCUACCUCCGAAGUCCCAGAACUCCAUCCAUGCUACUAUGACAUGUGUGUGGAGCAGCAGCAAACCUGCAAGGAGCUUGCAGCAGUCACACCAUGCCUCUGCCCGGGGUUGAGCCCUCAAGACAAUCCCCCGAGUCCACCGCACCUCUCGUAUCUAACUCAACAGGAUGACAAAGGGGUCGUGGUGCACUGGUGUGCUCCGACCUCCAUUGUCACCCACUACAUUGUCUUGGUGAAAGGCAAGGAUAAAGUUGUCGAUUGGGAGAUAGAGGUGCAGGAGAGGAUAAGGGCAACAGUAUUGCAUGAUGUGGCAGCUGGUGCGCUCGUGUGUGUAAAAGCGGUGAAUUUAGCCGGCGUCAGCACAGAGAACGGACAAUCGUGUGCCACAUUUGAACCCCAACAUUCAGACUCUGGACUUGCGCUGAAGCUGGGCAUUAUUGGAGGUGUGGUGGGACUCAUAGUUCUUCUGAUUUUGGCUCUGCUGCUGUGGAGACACAAAACAUUGCGGAAGUCUACUGCACGAAACGAGACAGGGGGAGUUCUGUAACAGAGAGAAAGGAGCGUGUAUCUGUUUGUGUGUAUGUGUGUGGCCCUAAAUAUGCACUUCAUAUUGGUAUGAAUGAAGGGAGUAAAUGAAUGACUGGACUGAUAGCCCACUGUGAGCAUGCUGGAUAGAGGGAGUGUAUUAAUGACUCAAUGAAAGAGGGGUGCAGAGAAGGUGGACGAAUGACUCAGCACAUUCUUCUCAUUUGGUCGUCAGUGUCUGACAAUGUGAUUUUGGACAGACCCAAAUUGUAGACCUCUACUGUGUUGACUCUAAUCAUGGGCACCUUUUCAAGACCAUUCCCAAAUCACCAACACACUUUUAAACUUGUGUAUGUUUGUUUCUUCUUUCUCCAUGUUUUUUUGUUUGUUUGUUUUUUGAAUGCAGAAUUACAAUUUCUCAUUUAAAUUUAGGACUGGGUCAGAUCAACAGCACAUUUUAGGUUACUUUUUUAAGUGUACGUUUUUGCUAAAAUAAUCUGUGUAAAUAUUAAUCUUACAAAAUAAUAAAAUAUUUUUUGUAUUUUGAA
Messenger RNA from Rhinichthys klamathensis goyatoka, 1249 nucleotides. Its product is annotated as LRRN4 C-terminal-like protein. Bases 22 to 723 code for a protein of 233 amino acids. Gene Ontology annotation, molecular function: protein binding. The transcript has a single exon. Lineage: Eukaryota; Metazoa; Chordata; Actinopteri; Cypriniformes; Leuciscidae. The record is from RefSeq and is a predicted model, not a curated record.